Molecule: messenger RNA, 7806 nt
Organism: Haplochromis burtoni (Burton's mouthbrooder)
Lineage: Eukaryota; Metazoa; Chordata; Actinopteri; Cichliformes; Cichlidae
Gene: rnf40
Product: ring finger protein 40
Exons: 24
Coding region: 140-3142 (1000 amino acids)
Cellular component (GO): HULC complex; nucleus
Molecular function (GO): metal ion binding; ubiquitin protein ligase activity
Source: RefSeq, a predicted model, not a curated record
AAUAGGCGGCGCUAAUGCUCUCCCGUUAUUGUAAGGAACAUUUAAAACCAACGAAGAAGAAGCGUUAGCUGCAUAUUUCCUGUUGCUUCUCUGAUGUCCUGACUUACGUUUCAGCUACUGGUUGUUAAGGGAAGGAAAGAUGUCAGGUGCUGGGGGAGGAAAGCGUCCCCCAGGCGGGGACAGCCCCCCUGGCCCACCUGAAAAGAAAAGCAAGAAAGAAGAGAAGACCACCACCACGCUAAUUGAGCCAAUACGCAUAGCUGGAGUCUCCUCUACGGAGGAAAUGGACAUGAAGGUUCUCCAGUUCAAGAAUAAGAAGCUAUGUGAACGCUUGGAGCAGAGACAGGCGAUGGAGGAUGAGCUGAGAGAGAAAAUUGAGAAGCUGGAGAAGAGACAAGCCACUGAUGACACUACCUUGCUGAUUGUUAAUCGCUACUGGUCACAAUUGGAAGAAAACGUGCACAUUCUGCGCAAACGUAUUGAGCCAGAUCCUCCAGUUGUUUCUACCCCCGCCCCACCCUCAGCAACCAUCCCCGAUCAAACACCAAUGGAGGAAGAUGGUGUCAACCUGGCUUCGCCUUCUGGCGUGCCUCCCCCUCCUGUGCCAGAGGCCCAGAACGAGGGUGAGCGGCCAGAGCAGCAACAAGAGGAGCAUCAGGAAGAGGAGCAGCAGCAGCCCCCUCCUCCCACUGGAGACGAUUUACUGACACCAACAGAGCCGCAAUCAGAUACAAAAACAGAUACAUCACCGCCACCUCCCCCCCUGAGUGAAAAUGCCAAGGGUUUCUUGUCGACUCUGGAGCAGAGCAGUGAGGAGGAACUAACUCUGCACCUCCAGGACCGCAUGCAAUUCAGCAAAGAAGCCAUCGCCUGCUUGGUCUGCGUCUUUGAUAGGCUGCACAGUCACAUCAGUGACAUGUGCAAGGUGGUCCAAGCUGCAGGAUUUGAAGAUGACAGCCAGUCUGACAUCAUCAAUCUGAACUGCACUCUGCUGGACGAGAACACUCGACUGCGAGACUUAGCCACUCUCCUGCAGGGAAGACACCAUAAGAUGUCCAUGGAGUAUAAUGAGCUCGUGGACAAGGUGACCAGCUCAGAGACCAAGGUGACUGAGAUGGAGACAACGGUAGAGGACCUGCAGUGGGACAUUGAGAAACUGCGCAAUAGGGAACAAAAGCUUAACAAACACCUAGCAGAGGCCAUGGAGCAGCUCAAGUCAGGAUACAGCAGCACUGGCAGCUCAGGUGGGCUGGCUGGAGGCCAGAUUACACUGAACAUUCAAAAGUUUGAGAGUCUCAAUGCAGAGCUGGAGCACAACCAGGAGCUGGCAAAUAGUCGCAUGGCAGAAUUGGAAAAACUACAGGUGGAGCUCCAGGAGGCUGUGAGGGAGAGUGAGAAGCUCAAGAUGGACCUGCGUAAUAUUCCAGAGGAGGUUGUGAAGGAAACGUUAGAGUACAAAUGUCUGCAGUCUCAGUUCUCCCUCCUGUACAACGAGUCUCUAGGAGUGAAAACCCAGCUGGAUGAGGCACGGGCUCUCCUGCUCACGGCGAAGAACGCCCAUCUCCGACAGAUUGAGCACAUGGAGAGUGAUGAGCUGUCUCUUCAGAAGAAGCUGCGGACUGAGGUCAUCCAGCUGGAAGAUACUCUGGCCCAGGUGCGCAAAGAAUAUGAGAUGCUGCGUAUUGAAUUUGAGCAGAACCUGGCAGCCAACGAGCAAGCAGGACCGAUCAACAGGGAGAUGCGACAUUUGAUCAGCAGCCUCCAGAACCACAACCUGCAGUUGAAAGGCGACGUGCAACGCUACAAGAGGAAAUUGCGGGAAACGCAGCUGGAGAUCAACAAGUUACGCUGUCAGAGUGGCGACACUGGAGUUCUGAUUUUGGAGGAGACGACGAGCGACAGCAUUGACGUGAAAAAGGAGGAGGAUGAAGACCAGGAGGAAGAAGAGGAGAGGAGGAGGGAGCUGGAGAGACAGCGAGCCCGAGAGAGGGAGCGGGAGAGGGAAAGGGAGGCCGAGCGAGAACGAGAGAGGGAGCGGGAGAGGGAGAGGCAGCGCAGCGACGAGCUGAAGAGGAAAGACUCAGACACACUGAAGAUGCUCAGAGUAGAACUCAAGAAAGCCCAAGAGUCCCAGAAAGAGAUGAAACUUCUGCUGGACAUGUAUAAGUCAGCGCCAAAGGAGCAAAGAGAUAAAGUGCAGCUGAUGGCGGCCGAACGCAAAUCUAAAGCUGAGGUGGAUGAGCUGAGGAUGCGAGUGCGAGAGCUCGAGGAGAGGGAGAGGAAGGAGAGCAAAAAACUGGCUGAUGAAGACGCCCUCAGGAAAAUACGAGUGGCAGAAGAGACCAUUGAGCACCUGCAGAAGAAACUCGCUGCCACUAAACAGGAGGAGGAAGCCCUGUUGAGUGAGAUGGAUGUAACAGGCCAGGCCUUUGAAGACAUGCAGGAGCAGAACAGCCGGCUGUUGCAGCAGUUGCGCGAGAAGGACGAUGCCAAUUUUAAGCUAAUGAGCGAGCGAAUUAAAUCUAACCAGAUCUACAAGCUGCUGAAAGAGGAGAAGGAGGAGCUGGCUGACCAAGUUCUUGCUUUCAAAACCCAGGUGGAUGCCCAGCUGCUGGUUGUGCAGAAAUUGGAAGAAAAAGAGGGAGUCCUACAGAGCACCCUGGCGGCUCUGGAAAAGGAACUGGCUGUCAGAACACAAGCACUAGAGCUGAACAAGAGGAAGGCAGUGGAGGCCGCACAGCUGGCAGAGGACCUGAAGGUGCAGCUGGAGCACACGCAGGCCAAGCUGAAGGAGAUCCAAGUCUCUGUGGCUGAGAACCGCACUGCCCGGGAGAGGGAGAGCAGCAACCUGAAGCGAGCACAGGAGGAUCUGUCCAGGCUCAGAAGGAAGCUGGAGAAACAGAAGAAGGUGGAGAUGUACUCGGAUGCAGACGAGAUUCUGCAGGAGGAGAUCAAUCAGUACAAGGCCAAGCUGCGUUGCCCCUGUUGUAACACCCGAGACAAGGAGACGGUGCUCACCAAGUGUUUCCACGUUUUCUGCUACGAAUGUCUGAAGAUGCGUUACGACACCCGACAGAGGAAGUGCCCCAAGUGCAACUGUGCGUUCGGAGCCAACGACUUCCACCGCAUCUACAUCACUUAAGUCACUCUGGAAGAAGAAGAAAACAAGGCGUGACUACAGAAAAUAGUAGACAGAACCAAAGGGGAGAAAUAAAUAGAAAAGUGAUAAAGGAACUGGAGAUUUAUUCAAAGAGGCAGACAUUUCUGGGAUCACAGAUGAGUGUGUCCCCUGUUUUUAAUCUCUUUGGAAGGACUUGUUUUAAUCCAUCUUGGUUAUUUUUUUUCAUUAAGUUGGUGACCAAACAGAAAAGCCCUUUUCAGACAUUAAAUGCACGACAUCCUGUCAGUCAAACACGGGUCAUUGUUAAUGCUCCUAACGGCUUUACAGUGACGCAGAGAGCCACUGUACGCUCCACACUUCCCUAACGUUUAGUCGUCUUACCUGCUGUCACCCAGAGCAGGGUUUCUGAGUCAGCACGCGCUGCAGCAAAUGAUAACAAAAUCCUCCCACCCCGAUCACGCCCACUCCGAGAGCAAUCACUCUUCUGAAUUGGGAAUGGGGGGAAAAAAGCAUCAUGGAGGAGUGUUUUUAAUCUUAUUUUAAAUGGAAAAAAAAAACGUUCUUAAGCACAUGCUGUUGGUGUCAAAAGCAUUGCAGUGAGCUGAGCAACUUGCAAUGUAAAUUCAUAAGACUUUAGUGAGUGAUCAAGGUUGUUAGGUCCAAAUUAGUGAGUUUGCUGCUGUGAAAAAGUGAUCAGGGUGCUGAGUCAGACUGAAAGCAGGCCUGCUCAUGAGUGCAUGUCUGAAAAGGGUUUUAGUGACACAUCGGACUGAGUGUUUGUUUUGUAGUUAAUAAACAGUUUUUUUCGUGCACAGUGAUUUUUCUCUUACAAGUUGAGCUGCUCGGCACUGUUCUCCUGUCUUUGCUGUUCUUUACUGUGUUAAAAUGGUCUCUUUUUCACAUACCGGACCCACUUUUGCAGUCUCUCUCUCUCUCUCUUUUAUCUUAAUGUAUCGUUUUAAAAACUUGGAACUGCAGUGAACUGUGUUCGAUCAUCUUGAAAUAUUGCUUUGAAUUGUUUAAGUCCUGCUGGUUUUUUGGAGGUCCCAUAAAGUCAUUGAAGCUGAAGUUUAAACUCACAAAUUAAAAGAAGUCGUUCUUUACAGCCCCCAGGCUCGCAUGGUUACAACUAAAUAUGUUUCUAAUAUAUAAAGUAAAACAGCCAGAGCUGCCUUACGUCUUUAGUUAUGCUAUAGUAUUAACAAUGCCUGAGAGACAUCAGCUAGUUUGGCUCCCACUCAGCACAUGCAGGAGUGUUUGGAUCACCUUGGGCAAGGUCCUCUGUGUGUGUUCAUCCUGUUGCCAUGGUUCCUGCCUGAGAGUUUGACACAACAUCUGCAGCUUAUAGUGCCUCAUUACCGAUGAAAUCACUGCAGUGGAAAGUCGGCUCAUAUGGGUGUCCUUAGUGGGCUCUGCUGCUCCAGGUCCUCUUUAGACCGCUUUCCUAAAGGUUAGCCGUGACAGUCAAGUAGAAAAACAUCUGUGCAACAACAUGCGUCGAACAUAAUUGAGCCAAUGAAAACGACUUUUUUUCCUCUCUCUCUCUCUGAUCUGAUGAUGUGAGCUAUUUAGUGGGAGGUUGGUUAGCGUCUGUUUGACGUUAGCUUGUGUGGGAAAGGCAGUUUGCACCAUGUUACAAACACAUAAAAAAAACUUCCAGGCUGCAUAGAAGAAGAGUGAAUAUGUGAAAAAGAGGCUUUAUGGGGCAUUUGGGAAGUGUUAUCCCAGCCUUCCCUGAGAAUUGGCUCCAAGUGCGCCAAAAUAAUUAGAUACUUGAAUACCUGGGCACUGGCUGUUUGAAUUCAUGUGAGUAUAUACAUAUGGAUGCCAUGAAUAAAUCAGCAGACUUGUAUGCCCGUGUGCAUCAACCGAUGUGGUUUUUAUUAAUGUAUGAUGAGAUAAUGCUGUGACGGAGGCCAGCCUGAUGGCUCUCCGAGCGUGCGUCCACUGGCUUUGUUAUUGCAUAUUUGUGCUCCAGCAGCAGCAGCAGGCUACACCCAGCUCCAGGCAUUAAUAACAGGGACUCUUCCUAUUCAAACGCAGUCUCCAGACCAUCACAGAGCUGUUGUGUUUCAGCAGAGGGCUGAAGAGUGGACACAAAUAAACCUCAUCUUACUUGAAGUUUAAGCAGAAUUUCCAAAUAUCUUUAAAAAAACAUAGAUGUUUUUCUUUUUCUUUCUUCUACUGAGUGUCAUCUGUUUUUGCCUCGGUUGCUGUUUCCUCCCUUUUUCUGUGUAUGGGACCCAGACUCAUGCCAGAGAGUUGUGUUUUUUGGCAGGGAGGACGGGGUGACGUCGACAGGCGUGGUAAUAACAAUGAGAACACUAUUAAGUCCAGACUACGCGGGGUCUCGGAGAAAUAGAGAGAAGGGGAGAAAAAAUGCAGGGUGUGCCCUUAAAAUAUGACAUUUAGUAUUGAAACUCUCAUACCUGAGGUGGUAAAAAACUUUCACUCGAACUGAAACAAAUGCAACCACACUUUAUGGCACUGGAGUUUCCUGUGAGUCGGGGAGUGCGCACAGAGAAUCCGAGCAGUACAGUACAUAGGAAAUGACUCAUAGGAGUGGAGCUGUUAGCGUGGGUGUGUGCGCGCUAUUAAAACAAGGCGCAGACUCCUCCGUAUGACUCACUCUGAUGCUCGCUUUUCCAUGCUGAAAACCAGCACGGACUGUUAAUCAGAUGAACUUUCGGGAAUUGUGUGGCCGACAGCGAGCAGCUUUCCCUCCGCAGACAUCAUGGCUUUAAACGCUCUUUGCGCGUUCUGCGGACUUAUUAUUGCGGCGGUGACCACUUUCCAUGGUGUGAGCGCGCAGAAAAGUCCGUGUCGGAGCUCGGAGUUUUGGAGCUCAGACUAUGAUGGUUGCUUGCCCUGUGAAUCAUGCAAGCAGUACCCGAAAACCCCGUCCUGCAACACAUGCAAAUCAGUGGAUGAGACACCUGACGUGUGGAAACUGGCAGCAAUCACCAGCUUCUCAGUACUGGCUGUGGUGCUGGUCAGCGCUGCACUGAUCAUCGGGGUCAUGGUGCAUCGACGCAAGUCGCACAAACGGCCUUUACGUGAACCUAUCGAAGAAACUGCGGGGCCACUUUAUCAAGCUUAAACCACUCACCUCAUCGUCCUCUGAAAACUGAUGUAACAGAACCAAGGAGCCACUGGUUACUAGCCGGGAGGAGGAAACCUCUGAACGACGAACCGUGUACUCUGACUGCAGGGUAUACCUCGACCAGAAAUGGACCCUUUUUAUUUUUUUUUUAUUUAUUAGACUGGUUGGUGAAGAGAUAAGCUCAGUUCUCAUGCUUGGUGUAGGUCCAGUGGUUAAGACGGGACUUGCCAUGAGCAAAUCUCACACCUCUGUAGGUAUAUUAACAGCAUUAUACUAGUGGUAUCAUCUUUUAGAACUUGUGUGCCUUCAUAUUCCACUCCGUUGAGAUUUUGAUCUGGAUCAUUGGGGGGGGUUAGGCAGGUUUGACUGAGAAUUAACCGUAAAACUAGAGUCUGUACGCCUGCAUUGCGUUGUGCUGUUUUCAGCAGGACUCCAGUGAAUGUAACACAGCUACAUCCGCCAGCUGGGCCACAGUUUGAUCCCCCCUGCCGUUCAGCGGGGUAACACAGGGCCUCUCUGCUGGUCAUUUACCACAACAGCCUCUGAAAGAUAGAUCACAUGUGAGUAACACAUACUGUUUGGCACAUUAAGGCCAUAUGAAUGUAGCUACCUUUUAAAAAAUCUUUUUAGGUGAAUUGUACUCCAACCUUUGUUCCUGCCAGUACCUGUUCUUGUAGUUGCCUGACGCAGUGAGAACGCUGUUGAGUAAAGGAGCAAACUGUACUCAUGCACUGUUACUGGGUCUCCUGAGACCAACACAGACCAUUUAUUGCAGGUCUCUAAAAUAUUGUCUUGUCUGUUUUUUUUUUCUUUUAUUUCAUUUAGAGUUUAGAUAUCAUUUUUGCCUAAAACAAACCCUGAAUUCACAUGACUGUUGCAGCAGCGCUUUGUAACCCAGGAUGCUUGAAACACUAGACGUACAGCCCCAAACUGCUAACAUGUGAGAAUGUUGUGAGGAAUGUACUGCAGAGAGGAAAACUAACUACACCUACAGUGUUUUAAACAGAGCUUCAGCAAUCACAGCGCUUUUCAGAUCUGCAGCAAGGCAAAAAAGAAAAAAGAAAGGAUGGUUGCAACUGCAGUGGUCUGUAAUUUUGUUGCCGCUGAAGCCAACACGAACCACAGCGGACAGGGUUGUUGUCUUCAGCUUUUUUUUUUAAAUGUUUUUUUUUUCCUUGCGAUAAUUCGACACCGACAAUGUUUCAGGUCACGGAUCUGUCUGCUUGUGGGUGAAGCCUCUGGCAACAAAAUUGGGGAACCAUUUAUAUUGUCUGUUUUAUUGUUUAUUUCUUUUCUUAUUUUUUAAAAGAGGUCUAUAUUAUUUAUUUUAGUAUGUUGAGCUGUUGUAAUGCAACAAAUGUGACAGACAAGCACAGUUUUAAAGAGACACCAGUGAAGAUCUUUUCAAAACGUCCACCAGGCCAGCUAUACUGAACAAUAUAACAUUUUCUACUUGUUUCUCUUGCCUUCUAGUUCUUCUUGUAUAUAAUGUAAAUGCACUGGCUUUUACUUAAUGCAAUCUUUAUAAACUGCUUUUUGUGUAGCAAAUGUAUUUUCACAAUAAAACUGACAAUUUCCAUCA